UAUGGUAUCUUACUAUAUACAUAUAGACAGGUGUCGACUACUCUCAGGUUAGUCAACUUAACCCUCUACGAAAAGCAAAAGCUACAACAUGCUAUUAACAGUCCUGUGUUUGACGCUACUGGCUGCUACUGCAACUUCGGCUGAGACUUUCCAAGAUGUCAUUACAAAUAUAAGAAAUACGAUCCAAGGUAUUAAAAGCAGCUGCUUCCAAACCGAAGGUGCGAAUGAAAGCGACCUAGAAAAUAUACUAUCGCAAGGACAAUACAGUACUGGUCGUAACUUAAAAUGCGCCCUGAAGUGCCUUUACGUAUCUACAAAUAUCAUAAGCUCAACCGGAGAAAUUAACGAAGUAAAUAUGAAGUCAAAAACUGGCACUACAAAUGUGAAUAUUCAAAAUGCAGUAGUCGCGAACUGCGCAGGAUUUACCAAUGCCGAUCUCUGUGACAGGGUAUAUGAAAUUAGUAAAUGCACCUACCGUACUAUCCAAAAUGGAUUUUCGGCUGGAUUAGGACACGAUCACUGCGAAUAAUGUCAAAAUGAAAUUUCCUCCUAGCUUCAUAAUUUGGUUUAAGUGGAUCGUACUUAAAAGUACACCCUCUUGAAUAAUUAUUAAAUAUGGUUUAUGUUGUAGUUUUAUUAUAAUUGUUUAAUAUUGUUUCUCUUGUAUAUUUAUUUCUUGUUAUUUUGCAUACAUAUUAUAAGAGCUUAGAGGAAUUUCCCGAAUAAAUAAA
Molecule: messenger RNA, 731 nt
Organism: Photinus pyralis (common eastern firefly)
Lineage: Eukaryota; Metazoa; Arthropoda; Insecta; Coleoptera; Lampyridae
Exons: 2
Coding region: 89-529 (146 amino acids)
Biological process (GO): sensory perception of smell
Molecular function (GO): odorant binding
Source: RefSeq, a predicted model, not a curated record